CACCGCAAGCAAAUACAACCAUAGAUAUGAGAGAGAGCGACGCAAUGAUCAUGCAGAUCAAGUAAAGACCACAACCAUUGCUAUCCAUUAGGAAACCUCCUUCCUCUCCAUGAAAAGCGAUCACGUCUCUUGCCAUCUUUAAUUUGUGUCUAUCUUCUGCCAAAGAAAAUUCGUAAUGGCGUGGCUAAAAACCCAAAGAGAUUUUCUACAGGCGCUGAAGAGAAGGCAAUCUCUGAAGAUGAGAAAUCAUCUAAGGUAAUCUCUCCUAUUUACAUUGACAAAUGCUUUGAUGAUUAAAUGCUAACUUCUUUGAUUUACCGGACAUGAAGAGAAGUGAAGCUGCUGAUACGCAUGUGGAAUAUCCAUCACUUUUUCCUCCUGUUAAUGAAGUAAGACUUCUGUAUUUGAAUCAAUAGAUCAAAUAUUACAGUUGCUGCUUUCUGAUUCCCUGCAAAGUUUUCUGCUUUCUGGAUUUCUUCAUCACUUAACAAAAGUAUUGCAUCUUUAUAAAUUGCAGGCUAACAAGAACAAUAUGUGCUUCGAUUCUUUUGACAAUGAAAAGCUUCCAGUAGCUGACAAGGUUGUAGAUGGUUCUUCACUUAUUAAGCAACUUCCUACGGGUAUAUAUAAAACUUUUACCGCAUGCUAAUUCAUUGAAAUUUCGGAUUUAAUUAAUAUAAAUGAUCUUCACCGGCCAAAAAAGAGUCUAAAAGAUCUUCUUUGUCUACCUCUGAUGAAAACUGCAGAUGAUAGAAGGGCUCCCGAGGGAAACAGGAUUGUUGGUGGACUUAUGGCCCUGAUUAUGGGAAUUGUCACUAUGGUUCGCCUGUCAAAGAAUGUGCCCAGGAAACUCACUGAAGCUGCCUUGUAUGGCACUUGUUAUUCUGAAACAAUCAAUGGUAGUGCUGAUAAGUCUGCCUCCAGCUCUGAAUACAUUUCCAUGGUGAAGCGCGUGGCUGAAUUGGAAGAGAAGAUGAGUGUUGUUUUCAACAGGCAACAAGCAGCCAUGCCACCUGAUAGAGAGGAGAUGCUGGCUGCUGCCUUAAACCGGGUCAACAACCUGGAACAAGAGCUGUCAGCAACAGGGAAGGUAAUUCAUUAGACUUAUCUAGAUUUCAAUUCUCAAAGAGAAGAAGAAUUCCUUAAAACAGAUAACUAAAUGCUAUGGUUUUUGCAUCUGGUUUUCUUUGUGUAGCUGCUUGAGGACGUGCUUGUGAAACAACAGGAGCUUGUUGCCUGCAUUGAGAAGAAGAAAAAGAAGAAGAAACUUGUAAGUUACAGAAUCCUACCACUGCUUCAUUAGUUCAAAUUCAUUCAGGUUUUAGAUAGGGUGAAGACCUUUGAUUUAGCAGUUUCUACGAUUUUGAAUGCAGAAGCCACUCUGCUGGGUAAGAUGAUAGAAGCUAGUUUCUGUAAGAUCUCCAUUGAAUAGUGUGGUGGUGGUGAAGGUGGUGGUGAUUCUCAGCCCCAAAGAUGAACCCUUUUGAAUUCAAACUAUGUUUUUGCUUUGUAAAACAUUUUAAACCAAAGCCCUUGGACAUUAUUAAUACGCUGUUUGGCAUUCUUCUUUGGUUUGUGUAUGCGUUGAAAGCAAGUCAGAAACUUCAACCAAAUGCAUUUUGGCAUUUGAAAAGCAGUAUAACCUGAUAUAUUAUCCUCUGUAAUAACAGUAGAUGAUAUUU
This is a messenger RNA of Rubroshorea leprosula, 1682 nucleotides long. The record is from the annotation of a GenBank genome assembly. NCBI's taxonomy places the organism in Eukaryota, Viridiplantae, Streptophyta, Magnoliopsida, Malvales, Dipterocarpaceae.